Messenger RNA from Paramecium pentaurelia, 1041 nucleotides. Lineage: Eukaryota; Ciliophora; Oligohymenophorea; Peniculida; Parameciidae. The record is from the annotation of a GenBank genome assembly.
AUGUGCAAAGAGUUAUCAAUUUAUUUAACUAAUCGUAGCAUGUGCAAAGAGGAUUUUGAAGGGUGUACUAUAAGUUAGAAAUGUUAUGGAUGUAUGAAAUAAAUGGAGGCUUUUUCAAAAUAUGUCAAUAAUUUUAAUGAUUUAAAAAUAAUUCUUUCUAAGUUUCAAUAAGAGGUUAAUGUAUUGAAAAGGAGUGUGAAGAUUUGCCAUUUACUCAGGAUUAUGAAAGUACGACAUAUUUAAGUGAUUGUAAAGUAUGUAUGGAAAUGUAUAUUUAAUAAAGAUGAGUUUAAUUUAUCUAUGUUAUACAAAUAAAUGGAAUUCAUUGUGUAAUAAGGUAGUGGUGUAAUUUUGCUGAGAAUAAAUUUGGUAUUGAAACUGAUGCUUAGAGUAAAAUAUGCCAAUAUCAUAAAAAUUAAUAUAAUAUAAAGAGCUGCCACACUGCUACAGAUUCCCUUAAGACCUAUCAAUAAUGCUAGGAUUAUGAAAAUAUAUUGGGUUGUGUUACUUCAUAAAAUAAAGUCUGUAAAAAUAAACCUGGCAUAUGAUGGUUAUGAUUUUGAAAUUGAUUGCUAUUUGAUAGAAUAAUAAGAUUUUAUGUGGUAUAAAGAUAAAUGUGAAUAAAGAUAAUUUUCUCAUGAUCUAAUUGAUUAUCGUCUUACAUAUUGUCAAUAAUAUGGGAAUUGUAUUGGGUAAGAAAAGAAUGAUGUUAAGUGGCACAUUAGUCAUGUGAAGAAAUACUGGAAGAAUAGUUAUUAUGAAUUAUAAUAAAUAUAUUAUUGGAUCGCAUAAAUGAAUAAAUAUUAUUAAAGCUGUAUAAAGUUGAAAAAUCAUAUUACAAAAAACAUAAUAUAUGCUAAAAAGGCAAGUUAAUAUUGCACAAGAAAUUUCGAUUUUAUUGGUUGAGAAGGCUAUUUUGUGAAAAUAUUGGAGAGAAAGAGUAUUGUUGAUUCUAAAAAUACUGUUUUGCUUGUUGAAUUCGGCAUGCAUAGAGAAGUGAUGCAAAACUCCUCCAUCUUGUAAUAUUUAUCAGGAAUGUGA